AUGUCUUAUAACAAACCCACAAGUCCACCACCUUCCUACCCCGCCCAGGCCCACGACGCCGGCCCCUACUACCCAAACUCCCCACCACCGCAUGGCCAAAGCCCCGGCGCCGCGAGUGACUACUACGGCGGCGGCCAGCCCCAACAGCAGGGCUACUACCCACCCCACCCAGGCUAUGGCCCGCCACAGCAACAACAGCAGCCCUACUACCCCCAGGGCCAGCCGAUGUACUACCCUCCGCAGCAGCAGUAUCCCCCUCAACAGCAACAGGGUUACUAUGCCAAUGACCGCGGGAACUCUGGCGGGGGGUGGUGGCAUCUGCGCCGACUUGCUUCUGGUUUGGAUUUGUAA
Molecule: messenger RNA, 351 nt
Organism: Penicillium coprophilum
Lineage: Eukaryota; Fungi; Ascomycota; Eurotiomycetes; Eurotiales; Aspergillaceae
Exons: 3
Coding region: 1-351 (116 amino acids)
Source: RefSeq, a predicted model, not a curated record